CGGUGUGAGGCGUUUUGGCUGAGAAAUACGCACAGGGGUUGUGGAUCUGAUGUACAUUUUUCUUCCUGUCCCUAUUCUGGUUGCUUGGAACUAACCAAAAACUAUGGAUUACUCAAUCUGCUUACUUUUGCUGCUGUCAACCAUUUCAUCUGUGUCGACCGGACAAUUCCCAACAGCGCAGAUGAUAAAGGAGUGGGUGGACCAGAUGCAAAAAGAUCUGAUCACAUUAACAGACACAUCCAGUGGCAUGGACAACCUAAUACAGAUAUAUCAUAAACACAGACCUCACUUCAGUGUUGAGACCAACAAUGCGAGGCAACUGGUGGCGACAGCUGCUGGGAAUAUAGAGAAACUUCUGGCUAACCGCUCCCAAGCCCUAAAGAGGCUGGCAACAGAGGCGGAAAAGUUUCAAAUGGAGCACUCGUGGAGGGACGACAGUGAGGUUGACAAAAUCGUUUACUACAAUGCCAAAGAUGACCUUAAUCAGACGGAAGAAGUAAAGGGAAGGAAGAACCGAUAUCUUCCAGAUGAUUUCGAGAUAGACCCCGACUUCAAACGACUCGUCUCGUACAACACCACCGCCGUCCACAUCCCUACGGAUAUAUAUGAAGGCUCAACCAUAAUUUUGAAUGAGCUAAAUUGGACAGAGGCCUUGGAGGAUGUUUUCCGGAAAAACAAAGAGGAAGAUCCCUCACUUCUCUGGCAGGUGUUUGGCUCGGCCACCGGAUUGGCUCGGUACUACCCAGCAUCCCCUUGGAUCGACUCGAGCAAUUCAGCCAAUAAGAUCGACCUCUACGAUGUUCGCAGGCGGCCGUGGUACAUUCAGGGGGCAGCUUCACCCAAGGACAUGCUGAUCCUGGUGGAUGCGAGUGGCAGCGUUUCGGGUCUCACCCUCAAACUCAUUCGAACGUCGGUCAGCAAGAUGCUGGAGACCCUCUCUGAUGAUGACUACGUGAACGUGGUCUAUUUCAAUGACAAGGCCACGUACGCGUCGUGCUUUGAGAACCUGGUGCAGGCCAACGUCCGCAACAAGAGGAUGCUGAAAGAUGCUGUGCAGCGCAUCACAGCCAAAGGCAUCACCAACUACAGAGGCGGCUUCGAGCUGGCCUUUGAGCAGCUCGCGCAGAUGAAUGUGUCAAGGGCCAACUGUAACAAGAUUAUCAUGCUCUUCACUGACGGAGGUGAAGAGAGGGCCGAGGAGAUCUUUGAAAAAUACAACCCAAAGCAAGCGGUUCGCAUCUUUACAUUUUCAGUAGGUCAGCACAACUACGACAAAGGACCAAUACAGUGGAUGGCCUGCGCUAAUAAAGGGUACUAUUACGAGAUCCCAUCUAUAGGUGCCAUCAGGAUCAACACUCAGGAGUACCUUGAUGUUUUGGGCAGGCCUAUGGUUAAGGCUGACAGAAGGGCAAAGCAGGUUCAGUGGACCAACGUCUACCUGGACGCACUGGAGCUUGGCCUGGUGAUAACUGGCACUCUGCCCGUCUUCAACAAGACCAACACAGGCUCAAAGAAAUCUCAAAACCAGCUCAUCUUGGGGGUUAUGGCUAUUGAUGUUUCCCUGGAAGACAUCAAGAGACUGACUCCUCGGUUUACUUUUGGACCAAAUGGCUACUACUUUGCCAUUGACCCCAAUGGAUACGUGCUGCUCCAUCCUAAUCUCCAGCCACUGACUGCCAAGUUUCAUGAACCUGUAACGCUGGACUUCCUGGAUGCAGAGCUGGAGAAUGAGUUCAAAGUGGAGAUGAGAAAAAAAAUGAUCGACGGUCUAACAGAGGAUCACACAAUAUCUACAUUGGUGAAAUCCCAAGAUGAGCGCUACAUUGACUUAGGUCAGAGGACGUACACCUUUGCACCAGUGAAGGGGACAGAUUACAGCCUGGCUCUAGUCCUUCCUGACUACAGUUUGAAUUACAUCCGGGCCAAUAUCGCUGACACGAUCACCCAGGCAAAAUUUUCUGAAAGCUUGAUGGCGGACAAGUUUGAUGAAUAUGGCUAUACAUUUAUCGCACCGAGGAUGUACUGCAAGGACUUAAAGCCACCUGACAAGAACAAAAACAACACUGAGUUUCUCAUGGAGUUCAACGAUUACAUUGACACAAAGACACCAAACAACCCCAUGUGUAAUGUAGAGCUGGUGAACCGAUUGCUCCUGGAUGCUGGCAUCACCUCGUCUCUGAUCAAGCAUUGGAAAGCAACCGAAUCGCAGCAUGGUGUCUUGGCCAGAUAUGUUGCCACCGAUGGAGGGAUCACACGGGUCUACCCCAAAAGUGCUGGGCUGUACUGGGAAGAAGAAGCUGAGACUUAUGAGUCAAGUUUUUAUAAGAGAAGUUUGGACAAUGAUCUGUACAUCUUCACUCCGACACCCUACCAAUCUAGAGAGAACACAAGUGAGGAAUCCAUUUUGGUGAGCAGAGCAGUAAACGUUGACAUUGAUGGUAUCAUACUCAAACCGGCUGUGGUCGGUGUGAAGCUGGACAUCCAGGCCUGGAUGGCGAGCUUCAUCAACACCACACAGAAGAUCAAUUGCAAUGAUGAGAUCUGUGGCUGUCAGCGUAACGAUGUGUACGUAGACUGUGUCAUUCUGGAUGAUGGGGGCUUCCUGGUGAUGUCCAAUCGAGACGAACAUAUUGAUCAGAUUGGGCGUUUCUUUGGUUUGAUCGACCCGAUCCUCAUGGUGAACCUGGUCAACUCGUCCCUGUUCACCUUUAAGAAGACUUUCGACUACCAGUCGCUCUGUGACCCUGAGAAAGAGAGCAAGGCGGCUGCAGGCCUGCGAUCCGUCUACGUGCCCACAAUUGCAGAUAUUUUGAAUUUAGGAUGGUUUGCGACUGCUGCAGCCUGGUCAAUACUGCAACAGUUACUGGUCAGCAUCACAUUCCCAAAUUUCCUGGACGCAGCCGAGAUGGAUGAUGAAGUGUCAGAUGCCAUGCUCAAAGAGGUCUGCAUCACAGAGCAAACUCAAUACUACUUUGAGACCAACAACCUGUCUUUCAGAGGCACAAUCGACUGUGAAAACUGCACCAGACUCUACCACGCUGAAAAGCUGCCCAAGACGAACCUGGUCUUUAUCAUCGCUGAUGCAAAAGUCACCUGCUCCUCCUGUGACACCAAGCCGUUAAAACAGGAUGAACAGCAGUCUGAAGGUCCUAAUCCCUGUGAACUGGCUCAGAAUCCUCGUUACAGGAAAGGGCCCGCGGUGUGUUUUGAUAACAACGAACACGAGCAGGACCCUGACUGUGGCGGUGCCUCCGGCCUGAGCCCCUCACUUUGGCUGAUGGUGGCCCUUCAGCUGGUUCUGCUCUGGGUUUUGACUGGCUCCAGACCCCAUACCAUCCCGUCAUGACCUCUGAAAAAUCCUCCUCUCUCCCUCUGAUAUCUCCAAAAAGGCAACCAGCAUGCAACGCUGCCACCAAAAUGACGAACACCUGACGAGAAGGACUUGUAACAAACAAACAAAAACCUCUGAGCCCCACAUCUUGUCAGCUUCUCCUUUUGAUACCUUCAUUUUUAGGGGUUUUCUCAAAGUGAUUUCACCAGGUGCAGUGUUGAAAGAAAUGUUAAUUGGAAGAAAUAAGUUUGAAAGACAAGAAAGAUCCUCAACCUCCGCCUACCUUUCAUGUCUUCAAUAGUCCCCGCCAGCUGAGAUUAGAGGAAAUCCAGAGAUUCAUUAUGAUUGGCCACUUCUGAACUUUCUCUGGAUUGAUGUCAUUCAUGAUAGAAAUCGGACUGCCUUAUAUUAUCAGAGGGUUUUAAAUCACAAUUUCUGGCUGUUUAUUAAAGAUGUUGACCAGUUCAGGAUCAGCGCUGCCUUUUGCAAGCGUGUAAUUUAUUUUGAAUCAAUUUGCAGUGACUAGUUAUUAGGUAUUUAUUGUUUUUUUGUGAUUGACAAUUCGGCCAAAUUGCAUUAAGAGAUGCCAAAUUUUUACAUCACAACCUCGUGCCCUUUAUUUGCAUCCGUUGGGUUGCUGGAAAUAAUGUUGUCUUAGUCAGAUUUUUUUUUUUUAGCACAACGCAGAACAUUUUCACAGUGUCUCAGAGGUUUAUGAAAGAUGCAUCGUCUUUACUUUCCCCUCAGUGUUCUUUCAUGUAGAUACUGUAUUUGCAGUGUGGAUAUCAUUGUUCAUUGUUAUGUUCAUGCACAGAAACCAACCCCUUCAACUGCCACAGGGCCUGCCUCUAAGUGUACCGGUUUUAACAUUGUAGCUGAACAUCUAGUCAUCAGCCCUGAUCAAGAGUAGUGAAUUAUCUGGGUCUGCUGCCUUGGGGUGUUUGAUUUCUCCAAUGAAAACUUUGUUGCCAUAGUGCGCCAAUCAUUAACCAAUCAGGGUGAGCCUGGCUGGUGUCCUAUGCAUGCAUAGUGGACAAAAUCUCUAGUGCCAUGUGGACUGUUUGACUCAGAUGAUCCCUUCAGCUAAGUCAACUGUGGCUACGGAGUGGAAAAACAAUUUAUUAUUUAUUUGUUUUAUUAUUUAUUUGAAUGAAGCGUCAGGACAGCAUGCUACUUUUUCUUUUAUUGCCACCACUCAAGAAGAUGAAUUUAGGGGAUGUGAGAAUUUGUAUUUGACAUUUUGGUCAACAAAAAAAAAGGAAAAAGGUCUGUUUGUAUUCACUGCUGUCACUUUUUUUUAAAUCAAAUGACUACUAUCUGCACUGCAAUUCAAAGUGCAGCUGUUAUUUUGUCUUUACAAUUUGAUCCCUUCUGGAAAACAACCUUUAUCUUUAUGUAGUAGUGAGGUUUCCUCUUGCAACUUACUACACUGUGGUAUUCUAAUACCCAAGAGAAAUCACUGCAGUUAGGUCAUGCUUGUGAUCCUCUUUACUGCUGUAUUUUGUUUUGUUUUCUCCAAUAUAAGUUCAUCUUGU
This is a messenger RNA of Anoplopoma fimbria (sablefish), 4866 nucleotides long. RefSeq names its product voltage-dependent calcium channel subunit alpha-2/delta-1-like. The coding region runs from base 104 to 3346 and encodes 1080 amino acids. Gene Ontology annotation, molecular function: voltage-gated calcium channel activity. Gene Ontology annotation, cellular component: L-type voltage-gated calcium channel complex. The record is from RefSeq and is a predicted model, not a curated record. The transcript has 38 exons. NCBI's taxonomy places the organism in Eukaryota, Metazoa, Chordata, Actinopteri, Perciformes, Anoplopomatidae.